AAUCUUUUUUCUGAGAGAGAAAAAUAGGGGAGGAGAAAUUAAGAGAGAGAGAGAGAGAGAGAGAUGGAGAAGGGAGCAGGAGAGAAGAAGAGGGUAGUUUGUGUGACUGGUGCAGGGGGAUUCAUUGCCUCAUGCCUCACCAAGCUCCUCCUCUCCAAAGGCUACACUGUUCACGGAACUGUCAGAGACCCAGGUGAUGAAAAGAAUGCUCAUUUGAGGAAUUUAGACGGGGGAUCAGGCAACCUACAGCUUUUUAAGGUAGACUUGCUUGACUACGAUGCUAUUGCUUCUGCUAUUGCAGGCUGUGAAGGAGUUUUCCAUGUUGCUAGUCCCGUUCCUUCAACCAAAGUGCCCAACCCUGAGGUAGAUGUAAUUGCUCCAGCUGUGACGGGCACUUUGAAUGUACUUAAAGCAAGCUCUGAGGCUAAAGUUAAAAGAGUAGUUAUGGUUUCUUCUGCAGCUGCAGUUCGAAUGACUCCGAACUUUCCAAUAGAUAAGGUCAUGGAUGAGGAUUGUUGGUCAGAUAAUGAAUAUUGUAAGAAAACUGAGAACUGGUAUUGCCUUUCAAAGACAAUGGCGGAGAGGGAGGCUAUCACGUAUGCAGAAAAACAUGGGCUUGAUCUUGUGACUGUUUGUCCAUCUUUGGUUUUGGGCCCCCUGCUCCAGUCAACAGUGAAUGCUAGCAGCUUGUUUCUUGUCAACAUAUUGAAAGGAAAGCGUGAAUCAAUGGACAACAGGGUCAAGCAUUUUGUUGAUGUUCGAGAUGUCGCUGAUGCACUUCUUCUUGUAUAUGAGAAGCCUGAAGCAUCUGGUCGCUACAUUUGUGCACCAAAUCCGAUAAAUAUCCAGGAAUUCAUCGACAUUCUAAAGAGCAUGUACCCGAACUAUGACUACCCAAAGAAGUUCCCUGAGAUAGAUGAUACCAGUGAUAAAGUCCAUAUGUCUUCAGAGAAAUUAAAGAAAUUGGGAUGGAAGUGUAGGCCAUUGAAGGAGGCCAUUGUGGAUAGUGUUGAGUACUAUAAGGAGGCUGGUAUUUUGAAUAAGGAUUAGAAAGAAAAAGUUAAUCAAGAGAUUAAUCUUGUUACUUAGUUAUGAUAAUACUAUGUAUUUGACUUUUUUACUUUGUAAUGACAUGUUUUUGCUUGUGUUAUGUGGAGAUUAUGGGUUUCUGCUUAUGGUAUGACUAGUAUUGCUUCAUCAA
Messenger RNA from Asparagus officinalis (garden asparagus), 1201 nucleotides. Its product is annotated as cinnamoyl-CoA reductase 2-like. The record is from RefSeq and is a predicted model, not a curated record. NCBI's taxonomy places the organism in Eukaryota, Viridiplantae, Streptophyta, Magnoliopsida, Asparagales, Asparagaceae. The transcript is spliced from 6 exons. Bases 64 to 1050 code for a protein of 328 amino acids. Gene Ontology annotation, molecular function: oxidoreductase activity, acting on the CH-OH group of donors, NAD or NADP as acceptor.